This is a messenger RNA of Pecten maximus, 3583 nucleotides long. Its product is annotated as protein SFI1 homolog. The transcript has 13 exons. The annotation marks the transcript as partial. Lineage: Eukaryota; Metazoa; Mollusca; Bivalvia; Pectinida; Pectinidae. Gene Ontology annotation, molecular function: phosphatase binding. The record is from RefSeq and is a predicted model, not a curated record.
GAAUUCGUGCAUGAACAUUACUGUACCAGUCUGGUGGAAAAGAGUUUCAAAGGAUGGAGAGCUUACAUAAAUGAUUGCAAGCACAGCAAGAGCAACGAAAUACAUGCUGCCAAACACCAUUAUGUCAAACUCUUGUCCAAAGUGUUUUCGGCGAUGAGAAAGUAUGCAGAACAUCGGAGGGCGAAACACAGGAAAACUUGCCAAGCUCGAGACUUCAGACAAAGAUAUGUCUGUCAGAAAGUCAUGGCAACAUGGAAAGGCCUGGUGGUUCAGGGGAGACAAUUCAAGCACAAAGCCGACCAGAAAUACCAUGAGACAUCUAAAAUUCUCCUCAGGCAAACACUAAAAACUUGGCAUGAGAAUGUUGAGACUCAGAUUCUAGAUAGAAUUAUCAACCAGACUGCAAAGCUACACUAUAGGAGAUGUCUACUAGGCAAGGUGCUGACCACCUGGCAUAGGUAUGCUGCCAUCCAUGCCUACAAGAAGUCCGAGACAAGACAAUGGGUGGAAUCUACACAGGAGGCGUUAAGUCGGAAUAAACUACAGAGGUACUUUGGUCAGUGGAGACUAGCCAGGGAACGAUCACUGCUCUUCCAGUUACGACAGGCCCAGGCCGAGCAACAUCACAACCGUUAUAUACUACAGCAGGUGUUUAGGGCCUGGGGAACAUUCACAGAACAGUCGCACUCAAAAAAGUUGCUGACAAAGCAGUGUAACUGGUUCAACAAUAAACGACUGACGAUCCGUUUCUUUGCUACAUGGAAGUCUCAGUAUAAUCUGGCAGAAGAAGAGCACAGGAAAUCAGGAUUAGCGUUGUGGCACUGGAGCCUCGUCGUACAGAGAAAGGCUUUGGUCACCUGGUAUGUGGAAACUCAGAACAAGAAGCGAAAGAAACAGCGCCUCCUGGAGGCACUGGAGAGAAGAAGGAAACGAUUACUAAGACAAGGAGUGGUUCAAUGGCUCACGAUGGCAUCAGACCUUACAGAGAUGAGGGCCAAGUUUGCAGCACAGCAACAUGCUAAGAAUGCGUUUGUAAAGCAUCAGCUGAUCCAGAGGUGUGCACUUCACUGGCGACAUUGGACAGCGAAGAGGAAGCUACAAAGGGGAGAUAACUACAAAGUUCCUAGCAAACAGCCAAUCGCUCCCCCAUCCUCACACAGCGAUGUCUUCUAUCUCAAAGUCUCGGAUCUACCAGGCAGGAAGCAGAUUGCCACUGCAGAAGUGGGAGUACCACAGCCUGUUCUCUCUGCAUCACCUGGUAAAAGUGGAGCUACCAAUCCUACGUCUGGGCUGGAAGUCCCUGCACCAAAUCUGAGGUUACAGUCCCGGAGGAAACCUCGUCAUCCAGCUUUUUUGGCUGAUUCUUUGAAGAGAGCAGGACUGAUUGUUAAGGAACCAGAUAUAACAAGUGACCCUCUUCAAAGGAAUUCUACUUCUCCGUCACAGACUGAGGACAAUCCUGUGCCAAAUGAAGAAAUAACACAAACAGAAAAACUGGAAAACAUACCAUCUUCCUAUAUACCAAAAUCUGAUAUGUUCUUGCCCGGUACGACUGUUGUUCAUCCUACUCAGCCUACAGAUUUCAUAACAAGGAAUGUGAGCGAGUUGCCACCUUUAUUACAAGAGACGAAACUGGUGUCUUGGAAACCAAACAGUGAAAAGACCCAGAUUUCCAAGCUUUCUCUUGAAAGUGAUCAAAGAACUACAAACACACUCAGGAAGCAAAUGCCAAAAUCAGAGGCUUUAGAGAAAUGUGUAGAAAACAGGGCAUUAGAUUACCAUGAUACAAAGUCAGAAUUUCGGCUUCUUACCCCCGCUGAUUUCAUGACCCCGGGCAGUUGUGAUGGAGAUACUGACUUUUCACCCCUGUCAACGCCACGAUCUGUCGAUUCUGAGAGGAGUAAUUUAGAGAUACCAUAUUCUAAGGAAUCAGCUGAUAAACAAAUUAUCAGGAUCAGAAACCAUCUGAAGGAGUUUGAGAGGAAGAAGAAAAAACUCAGAAAAUUGCACAAACAACACCAGCAGUUGAGGGAUUGGAUCAGGCUUGAAGAGGCCAAAGGUCAACCAGAUGUUGACGUGAACCAGGUCAGGGUGGAAGUUGAACAAAUGGAAAUUGAACUAGAAUUGCUGCGGACCUCGGUUGAAGAAGACAAGCCUCAUUGUGCUAAACUUGUCAAGACUGUCACACAAUUAGUGCAGGAACUCCAUAGCAUUGACUAAAAACUUGAUGAAAACAUUGAUAUGUAAAAAUAUCAUUAAAGGGUCGGAAAGUUCAGUUCUUCCAAUGUUCCAAUCGGUGUGUAUCCAUCGUAAGUCUGGUAUCAGGAUUGUAUAAACAAAGGGUACAUAUCUACAUUUGAACAUCUCGGUGAAUAGCUACAUAUAUAGAUUUCUCCCUGAUAAGAUUUUCACUGUUCAUCCCGUCAUCUCCAUAAAUUUCACAAGGCUAUUUAUAUAAUGUAAUUAAAGUGAUAUUAUAUCUUUUCUCCAGAAUCUUUUUGCAUCUCUGUUUUGAAAAAUUGAUUCAAACUGAACUCUCCAAAACCUGUAUCACUGAAAAAUCCAUUAAAAAUGAACUCUUCAAAACCUGUAAAACUACAUUGUAUAGACAUACAGGUUUUGGAGAGUUCAUUUCUUAAUGGAUUUUUCAGUGAUACAGGUUUUGGAAGUCUCAAAAUGAUAAAAAUAAUUCUGGAUAAAUGAUUUCAUAAUCAUAGCAAUAUUGUGUUAUAAAAAUAGCUUUGUGUUAUUAAUGGAGAUGAUGGGAGCUACAGUGAAAAUCUUCAUCACAGAGAAACCUAUACAUGUAGCAUGAAAACAACAACAUGUAUAUAGAGAGAACAAAAAUAACUGAAAUUUGGUGAUGUUUAAAAAGAUUGAAUCCCAUUUUUAUGGAUUUGUGUUUGAAAUCAAAAAUUGAAAAUAUGUAAAGUGAACAUUUUCAUUACAAUCGUUUGGAAUCAUGUUUGAAUGUGAUGUUAUGCUCAAAUUCUAAUUUACAUAAUUCAUGCAUCUCCUCUAUACAGCUGUUUGAUCUUGGCAGGCAUAUUGCCUCUCUUAACUGACUAAUGAAGUCUGAAAGAUGAUUAUGAAAGUCUUUUUAAGGCCAAAUCGUGUCAUUGAAUCCUACUAUGUGAUGAACACAGAGUUUUCCGUUAAGCAGGUAGGGAGAUGUUCGUGUGAGAUGUUCAUCUGAUUGUUCUUUUACCCAAAGUAGCAUAAUGAUUUUGCUUUCAUAUUGAAGUUGAACAAUUUCCUUAUUUGGAGACAUAAGUUGUUAUAAUAAUUUACCGAACUCAUUGUUCUCUAUAUACAUCCACAUUGGGACUGAAAAAUACCCUACAAGAUAAUAUCUUAUAGGCAUUGUUAGAAAGUAUAUCUUCUGGAAUAUUUAAAGAUGUUAGAAUAUUAGUGUUAGGUAUUGGACACAAAGUUCCUGAUAUUCAAUUUGAUUUAAGAUACAGAUCAUCAUUAAUUUAUGGACAAAAUUAAGACAUUACAUAGUGGUGAUAUGUAUUUUUGUCAGAUUGUCUCAUAUUAUACAAUAUAGAUGUAAAGAAUUACAUUUAACUUAUUACUUUUU